AUGCCUCGCAAAUUUUUGGGCAAUAAGCUUGAUCGGAAUUUGGAUUUUGUGAGGCCAGCGUCUCUUGAUGUCACUAGCUUCGAUCUAAACAACUUGCCCGAUCUACCUGACUGGAGCUCGAAGGAAUUCGUAGAAUCCGAGAAUUUUUUAAACACUGGAAAUGAUGGGCGACGUAUCUCAAGAGCAUUUGGCGGAACUGUGAAGCUGAAAAAACGACUGAGUUCAGUUCCGGAGCUUUUGAUGCACAGAGCUGGACGAUUAGAACAGAAAGAGGCCGAAAAUAAGGAUUCAAACCGUGCGUUCCCGAUCCCCAAACCCGCCAUAACCAAAUCGUCACAGCAGAAAAUUCCCGUAAAUAACCAUCAAGUUCCUAAAGAUGUGAAAAGUGCAGACCAAAAAAAAAUACUCGCAAGACCAGUGGUGCCGAAACGAGCUAGUCGGACACAUGCCUCGUCCCCGCUAGCCGGUCCGCCGAUAAUGGGCCAUCAUACAAGUGUCAUGGCUUUUCCAGCGAUCGCUAGCACUUCCAUGAACAUGCGACACAGUCGUUCAAGAUCGAUAGGCGAGGUGCUCUUCGAUGAAAUUCUGACAGCAUACGGUGCGCUUCCAGAGGACCAAAAAUCAAAAAGUCGGACAGUUGUGCGGAAAAGUUAUGAACAUCCCGUCAAUCGACAGCUGAAGGCUGCUUUUUCAGCUUCGAAGAAACAAAGUACCGCUUUUUUUGACCCAGUCAUUCGCGUUGAAGACAAUGACCAGCAAGGCAUAGCUCAAUUGGGCGAUGUUGGGAAUGCAGAACCAGUAAUUGAAGAAUCUCUUCCCAGUCCAUGCUAUUUCAAUUCCAGUGGAUCUGAUCCAUCAAGUUCUGGAGAGGAGUUUUCAGACAUUGGCAGCAUAAUCAGCAGUCUCAAAACCCCACGCAGUGUGAAGACCCACGAAGGUGAUGACGAGUCUGCUGCGGAGGCAUAUUUUUCUGCGGACGACAAUCUAACGAGCCCCGGGAAAGUCAGCGUUGCAAGCUCACUGAAAAUACAGCAGCCUCUGUCCAGAUGCUCACUACGGCAUGUUCGCACCAGUCAAGUGAAUCCAAUCAUUUUCACGCUUGACGACGAUCUUUCGGAAGACUGUGGAGGAUCUGACGAAGAGCAUCAGGACCGUUGCAUUACCGAUCUACAGGAAGAAUUAACAGAUCUGGAGAUCGCUGAUACUUCUAGUUCGAUCUACAACGAAUAA
Messenger RNA from Lachancea sp. 'fantastica', 1230 nucleotides. The record is from the annotation of a GenBank genome assembly. NCBI's taxonomy places the organism in Eukaryota, Fungi, Ascomycota, Saccharomycetes, Saccharomycetales, Saccharomycetaceae.